Enhydra lutris kenyoni (northern sea otter) is the source of this 1949-nucleotide messenger RNA. RefSeq names its product kelch domain containing 8A. NCBI's taxonomy places the organism in Eukaryota, Metazoa, Chordata, Mammalia, Carnivora, Mustelidae. The transcript is spliced from 5 exons. The record is from RefSeq and is a predicted model, not a curated record. Gene Ontology annotation, molecular function: protein binding. Bases 21 to 1073 code for a protein of 350 amino acids.
GCGGGGCCCCCGGGGCUGCGAUGGAGGUGCCUAACGUCAAGGACUUCCAGUGGAAGCGCCUGGCGCCGCUGCCCAGCCGCCGGGUUUACUGCUCCCUGCUGGAGAGCGGGGGGCAGGUCUAUGCCAUCGGGGGAUGUGACGACAACGGCAUCCCCAUGGACUGCUUUGAGGUCUCCUCCCCCGAGGCCGACCAGUGGACCGCCCUGCCCCCCCUGCCCACAGCCCGGGCCGGGGUGGCCGCCAUCGCCCUGGGGAAGCGGAUCAUGGUGAUCGGGGGUGUGGGCACCAGUCAGCUGCCCCUGAAGGUCGUGGAGAUGUACAACAUCGAUGAGGGCAAGUGGAAGAAGAGGAGCUUGCUGCGAGAGGCCGCCAUGGGCAUUUCUGUCACGGCCAAAGACUACCGAGUGUACGCGGCCGGCGGGAUGGGCCUGGACCUCCGUCCACACAAUCACCUCCAACACUAUGACAUGCUCAAGGACAUGUGGGUGUCACUAGCACCCAUGCCCACCCCGAGAUAUGCUGCCACCUCCUUCCUCCGAGGCUCCAAGAUCUAUGUGCUAGGGGGACGACAGUCCAAGUAUGCAGUCAAUGCCUUUGAGGUCUUUGACAUUGAGACUCGCUCCUGGACCAAGUUCCCCAACAUUCCCAGCAAGCGGGCCUUCUCUAGCUUUGUGACCCUGGAUGACCGCCUCUACAGCCUGGGGGGCCUGAGGCAGGGUCGGCUCUACCGGCAGCCCAAGUUCCUCCGGACCAUGGACGUGUUUGACAUGGAACAAGGGGGCUGGCUGAAGAUGGAACGCUCAUUCUUCCUCAAGAAGCGGCGGGCAGACUUUGUGGCCGGCUCUCUGAGCGGACGGGUCAUAGUGGCCGGAGGACUCGGGAACCAGCCCACGGUCCUGGAGACGGCAGAGGCAUUCCACCCGGGGAAGAACAAGUGGGAGGCGCUCCCCACCAUGCCCACACCCCGCUGUGCCUGCUCCAGCAUUGUCAUCAAGAACUGCCUCCUGGCCGUGGGGGGCGUCAGCCAGGGUCUGAGCGAUGCCGUGGAAGCCCUGUGCGUCUCCGACUCCUAGCUGCCCCGGGGCGUGGCGCCUCCGCCCCGGACCAGACCACUCCACUCUUGACAACAGACAUGGUCUCAUCAGAGCAGUUUGGGUGACUUCCCAGGGUGCCAGCUCCUGUCCGCAACUAGGGGGGUCAGGCCCUAGGGGCUCUGGGGGACCUCCCUCCACCUCCAAACUGUACCUAUCCCAGGAAACCGUCAAGAAGACACGCUGACUCCUUGAGCCUGCAGCUGGAGCCCAGCCCAGCUCUGAGGAGGCUCCUCCCCUCCUGCUCAGGCAGAGGAAGGCCUGGGAGUACCUGCCACCUCCCCUUCCUGUGAAUUCCGCCUCCCCCAGUGGCCAGGGCAGGAGGUGGGUGGGGCAGAAGACCGCGGCUAUCACUGUCCUCUCCCCAGCUCUGUGCUAGUUUGAGGGUCUCUUGGGAUGGAAAAUGGUGAGGGGUUGCAAGGACUCCCAAACCCGUCUUCUCUCCCAUGAUUCGCAUCCCUACCCUGUUUGGCGGUCAGCAGUGGGUCUGCCCUCGCCCUCAUCUGCUCAGCGAGUUGGCUUUGGAGCAGGGGCCGCUGAGCUGGAAGGGAAGUCAGGUUCAAAUGGACCAGUCCAGGUCAGCAGCCUCGGCCAGGAAGAUCCCAGGCCUCUCGGGUCCUUGAUGGGAAUGCAAUGAUGAGGAAGGAGCAGACACCCAGCCCAGGCUCUGCUUCCCGCUCCUCUCCUCACUCACUUUCUCCUUCCGCCACCCCUCCCUGGCCCUUUUGUCCCCAACGUUCCUGGAGAGUUUCUGUACAAAACCUUCUCGUGUACACUGUGGCAUCAAAAUCCACGAAGUCUGGAUUGACUACACCCGGGUUAACAGCAGCAGCACAAUGAUUAAAAUCUAUAUUCCUA